Colletotrichum fioriniae is the source of this 843-nucleotide messenger RNA. It is a transcript of the gene COQ2, whose product is annotated as Para-hydroxybenzoate--polyprenyltransferase, mitochondrial precursor (PHB:polyprenyltransferase). NCBI's taxonomy places the organism in Eukaryota, Fungi, Ascomycota, Sordariomycetes, Glomerellales, Glomerellaceae. Gene Ontology annotation, biological process: ubiquinone biosynthetic process. Gene Ontology annotation, cellular component: mitochondrial inner membrane. Gene Ontology annotation, molecular function: 4-hydroxybenzoate polyprenyltransferase activity. The record is from RefSeq and is a predicted model, not a curated record.
AUGGCCAUGCCCAUGGCAUCUCCGGCCUCUGUCAUCGGAACUUCGCUCCUGUUCUUCUCGGGAGCUCUCAUCAUGCGAGGUGCAGGCUGCAGCAUCAACGAUCUGUGGGACCGCAACCUCGAUCCGCACGUCACGAGAACGAAAUUCCGACCCAUCGCGCGAGGCGCCAUCACUCCCUUUCAGGGUCUCGCUUUCACCGGCGCCCAGCUCCUGGCUGGACUGGGCAUCUUGGUCCAAUUCCCCACGUCCUGCCUCUGGUACGGCAUUCCUAGUCUGCUCUUUGUGGCCUCCUACCCCUUGGCGAAGCGGGUUACCUACUACCCCCAGGCCGUACUGGGCCUCACCUUUUCUUGGGGUGCGAUGAUGGGCUUUCCAGCUCUCGGAAUCGACCUGUUGUCCAACAGCGCGGCGUUGACGGCUGCCGGGCUUCUGUACACAUCAAACAUCGCCUGGACGAUUCUGUACGAUAUGAUAUACGCCCACAUGGAUAUUAAGGAUGAUGUCAAGGCGGGCAUCAAGAGUAUCGCCCUCAAGCAUGAUGCUGAGACCAAGCAGGUCUUGACGGGUCUUGCUGCGGUUCAGCUGAGUCUUUUGGGUGCUGCUGGGUUCGCAGCUGGUGCGGGUCCAGCCUUCUUCAUCGGCAGCGUCGGUGGAGCGGCAGUGACACUCGGUGUCAUGAUCAAGCGGGUCAACCUGAAGAGCGUCAAGGACUGCUGGUGGUGGUUCAUUAACGGUUGCUGGAUCACUGGUGGCGUCAUCAGCCUAGGUCUCGCGGCCGAUUAUACUGUAAGAUAUGUUCAAGGCGGAAACGAGGAUGCUGCCAGUCAGAAGCAGCUGGAGUAG